AUGGAUUCUAUCACUGCCAAUAUGGAUCGCACACAGAUGGUUCCGUUCCACGAUGGUCCACAUGUACUCCCCAACAACCCAUUGUUCACCAGGCUGUUACGUCACGCACAUCGAAACUACCUUGCCAUUACAGACAGAGAGCUUGGUGUUUCUAAGACGUAUGGAGAGCUGCUGGAUACAGUGCUGGCUUUCAGAGAAGUUGUGCGAGCAGCGUUACCCUCCGAGGUCAUUGAUCAGUUGAGCAACGGCGAGGAGGUGUAUGUGGGAGUACUGUCCGCAGGGGGCUAUGAGUUCACAGUUGCUGUACUGACAGUGCUGGCACUAGGAGCAGCGGUGGUGCCCAUGUUCCCCACAGCGCCUGUUGAAGAGAUUGUCUAUUACGCUACCAAGUCACAACAAGUGGCAAUCUUGUCCAGCUCAGCGACGACGCAACUAGCCCAAGAAUCAGCACAGCAAUGUGGAAUUGCACAGAUCAGCAUUCUACCCAACCUACCUCGCACGACUCGAUUCGGACCACCCGAAAUAUCCUUGUCUUCAAACCCACCACAAGACCCCAGCGCUCCCGGCGUAGUCAUCUUUACGUCUGGAACAACUGGCAAGCCCAAGGGUGUGGUUCUGCGACGUACCUAUACACACGAGGGUGCCAUCACCGUUGGUGAUAGCUAUGGGAUAACACACACAGACGUGCUCCUACACACGCUGCCCGUACACCACCAGACUGGUCUGGGUACAUCAUUCUUCCCUUUUCUCAACGCAGGUGCCUGCAUCGAGUUCCAUGGCAAGUUUGACGCAGCCACUGUCAUGAAGCGCUGGUUGCAAGGCGGUCUAACUGUCUUCUCUGCCGUACCUACUAUCUACAUGCGCUUGAAGUGGUUCGUCGAGCAGCUCCCAGAGAAGGAGCAGAUCCCUUACAAGCAGUCAGCUUGCCAGUUCCGUGCAUUCCUUUGUGGAUCCAGUGCUUUGCAGGAGCAUGUUCAGGACUUCUGGGCCGCUGAAAUGGGCCGACCUAUCCUCGCUCGCUAUGGUGCUACUGAGAUUCCUGGCUGUAUCCGUGUAUCUGUCGAGCUUCGUGACGUUCCCAAGGGAAGUGUUGGUCAGCCUAUACCAGGAGUAGAGGUCAAAAUCUCACCUGAGGGAGAGCUAUUGGUCAAGACACCAAAUAUGUUUGCGAAGUACCUCAUGGAACCGGAGAUAACCAAGAACGCUCAUGAUGCUGAUGGCUGGUACAAGACCGGUGACAUUGCAAGGCUUGAAGGAAACUUCUACUUCAUCGUUGGUCGUGCAUCAGUUGACAUUAUCAAGUCUGGUGGUUACAAGAUCUCAGCUCUGGAUAUUGAGCGUGCGUGCCUGGCGCUGCCGUACGUCAAUGAGGCCAUGGUGGUGGGCGUUGAGAACGAAGAGUUUGGGCAGCGUGUUGGCGCAGUUCUGGCUGUGAAGAACGUGAAUGCUUCGGACGUUACCCUUGAACAGCUUCGAAGUGAUCUGAGGGGUCAGCUGGCUGGGUAUAAGUUGCCAACUGUGUUGAGGAUCGUGGAGGGUGAACUUCCAAAGGGUGCCACUGGAAAGGUGCAGAAGAAGAUCCUGGGACCGGAGCUGAUACCAAGUCCUGGAUAUGAGAAGAUCCCCCAGGUACAAGUGUGGAAGAAGUCGAGGACAGGAGGUCCAGUGCAGGCCAGACUGUGA
This is a messenger RNA of Fusarium venenatum, 1683 nucleotides long. RefSeq lists its product as uncharacterized. Lineage: Eukaryota; Fungi; Ascomycota; Sordariomycetes; Hypocreales; Nectriaceae. Gene Ontology annotation, biological process: fatty acid metabolic process. The record is from RefSeq and is a predicted model, not a curated record. Gene Ontology annotation, molecular function: medium-chain fatty acid-CoA ligase activity.